Stegostoma tigrinum is the source of this 5096-nucleotide messenger RNA. RefSeq names its product HAUS augmin like complex subunit 8 (gene haus8). The record is from RefSeq and is a predicted model, not a curated record. The coding region runs from base 90 to 1631 and encodes 513 amino acids. The transcript is spliced from 15 exons. NCBI's taxonomy places the organism in Eukaryota, Metazoa, Chordata, Chondrichthyes, Orectolobiformes, Stegostomatidae.
CGUGCAGAGGAUGAUCUAGUUGAUUUCAGCGUUCUUGUUCACGUUUCAGCGUGCACCUGUUUAUCUCGCAGAAUUAAAGCUCCGUGUGAAUGAAACAGCAGAUGCUGGAUGUGUCAAACAAACAGAGAAUGCUGGAGAAACUCAGCUGGCCGGGUAGCAUCUGUGGUGAUGGAGAUCUGUGCCUUCAUCAGAAUUGUCACAGACCUGAAACCUCAACGUUACUUUUCCUUCUAUGGAUUCUACCUACUAAGCCUUCUAAAAGAUUGACAAAGUUGACUACUAGUAAGCAGUUGAGAUCUGAAACCGAAUCAAAGACGUCUUCCAAUACAUCAGUGCAAUCCUCUCGACAAAAAUCAUUGCAGAUUACAUCAGAACAGUUGUUCAUCAAGCCUACUACACCAGGUCUUAAACGGAGAGAUUCUUUUGGAUCACGUAAAUCAGUUGCCGAGGAUUCCAGUGAAUCAGGCACAUUGCUUAGGAGUUCAAAAAGCGUGCCAAAUCUGAGCGAUUCACCAAAUUUGUUCACCACACCGAAGUCUCCCUUGCCUGCAACACCCAGUCAGAGACCAGCAUCAACACACACUCCGAGACAAAGAUUGAGCCACUGUGUCACAUUCCAACGUGGUACACCAAAACCACUUGCUGCUUCUCAAAACUCCUCCCUGAAGAAGUCGUACAAAGAAGAAAGCAAAGGAUCAGACAUGGGCUCCUCAAUGGAGGAAUGUAUUGGGAAGACUAAAGGGGCUCGAGUAGUACCGUCUCGAUUUCGAGAAGCUGCAGCAUUGAAAAAGAAAGUGGUCAACAAGGGUCCUGAGAAAAGUUCAGAGCUUGUCUUAAAACGACUAAAUGUAAAGAAAAAAUGUAUGGACCUUCACUCGACAGGGCUUGAAGAAAGUGCACUAAUGCCAUCUCUGAACUGGGAUUUGUCAGCCAUGAAACCUGAAUUAUCUGCAAUUGAAAUGCCAGAGUGUACUAAUUCCAUACUAGAACCUGUUUUGUCUCCAACACUGUCUGAAGACGAUGCAGUUGAAGUGCACAAUUUUGAUGCAUUGCUGUUCUCCUACCUGGCUUCUAAGAGGGAAAAUAAUUUGGAAAAAUACCAAGAAAGGGCAGAAGAGUGCUUACUUCAGAUUGAAGAAGAAAACCAGCAUUUGCGGAAAGAAAUAUUUCAACAGAAACAGGAUCUCCUUUUGCUGGAGAAAAGCAAGCAACUAGAUGGGAUGAUAGAGCAGCAGGUGGAGCAUUUAAGACCUGUGGUGGCAUCUAUUCAACUGUUCAAAACACAGUACAAAUCUUUUGGUCAGGCACUUGAUACAACAAGGCACAGCCUUCAAACGAAGAACAUUUAUAUGUCAGAAGAUCUGAGGAUGUUUUUGGAGGAAUUGAAAAUUCAUCUAAGAACAACAUGUCAGGUUUUAGGCAAACGUGGAUUUGGACUAGACAGAAAGAAUUCAAAAGCUGGGAUUGAACUUGGAAAAGCAGCUGCAAAGACAGAUACAGAGAUGAAGAGUUUCUUUGCGAAGAUUGAGGAACUGGCCUCCUGCAUCAGCAGAGAGACUACACUUCUACAUCAAGAGUUGGAUGAAGAAGCCUUGGGAAUGAAAGUAUCAGCAAAAGGAAUUUUCAUUUAGCCCUCUUCCUCUUUAUUAUAAGUAACAUUUCAUUUAUAUAUAAUAAAAUUUUUCAUCUUGUAUUUUAUGCAGUCAGUCAACAAAUUUUCUUUUUUGGAUAUGAUCAUGUGGAUGCAUGUAUAGUGCUUGUCAUAAUAAAACAAAAAGAACUGCGGAUGCUGUAGAUCUGAAACGAAAGCAGAAAUUGCUGGUGAAACUCAGCUGGUCUGGCAGCAUGUGGGAGAAGAAAGCAGAGUGAAUGUUUCAAGUCCAGUGAAUCUUCAUCAGAACAGGGCUGAAAACAUUAACUCUGCUUUCUUUCCACAGACAUUGCCAGACCUGCUGAGUUUCACCAGCAGUUUCUAUUUUUGAGUAUUGCUUGUUAACCUGCAUAAAAUUGACCAUGUAAUGUCACUCUGCAUUCCUUAGUUUGCAUCACUUGGUUGCUAGAGUGAUUAUUUUUCACCUCCGAUAUGUUUGGAGGCUAAAAGAAAAAUUGUGGAAAUUUCUGAGCAGUCCCCUUGCAAAUUUAAAUGUCGUCCUUGGGUUGGGUGCUCCACCUGCGUCUUUUGGAGGUUCUGUAUAUCUUAAGGAGGCAAAUAGGGGUAAAGCAUUGAGUUUUUCAUUCAUGAAAACUUGUUGCACUUUCUAGGCGUGUUUCAUCUCUUCAAGGGCCUCCUGCUGCUUCAGUCUUUGUGGUGUUUUGAACUGGACUUCUGAGAUUAGUCAUCAGUUAGUUUCAGCACUCAAAUUCAGUCAAAUGAAACUUGCAGGAAGAGAAUACACAAACACAUCUCUUAGUUUGCCAUUACCCAGUAGUUUUAAUAAAUAAAUAGAGAAGUGACUAAAGAGAAAUGUACCCGUAUCUUCCCUUAGAAUAUUUGACAACUCUGUCUGUUCUGUGGCAUAUGGCUUCUAUUGAAGUUUCUUUAUUUUUGAUGUAAUGAGCUUGUCAUGCUGGUUCUAUGUAUUUUGUUUUCGCCAUAAUUUUCUCUCCGGUGUGAAAAGUUUGUUAAUGGUGGGCUCAAGGUAGAAAUGGAUAUGAGAAGAAAGUCAGUUUUGCACACUUGCUAAUCCCAGUCUUUCUUUUACUCCUUGAGCUGUAAAUAAAAUAAAAUUCUAAAUUGUGUAUUUUCUAAAAAAAACUGUUUUAGAUCAAACCCUGUUCGACAAUAGGAUUGUGCACACAAUAGGAUUUGUGCAUACUAAAUUCCUGUGGUUUUUUUCUGACUAGUCGUAAAUGUCUGUUUUGCAAUUCAGUUCAAUUCAACAAGGCCCUUAUAAAUUAAGAUGUCCUAUAAGCAGAUUGCAACAAGGCUUGAGAAGAAAUUGCCUUUGUUUUCUUCAACUUGUGAAGUUGUUCCCCAAUUCACAAAGCUGUUUUAUUCCUGUGUCCUUAAAUGUUACCACUACUGUUAUGGCACUUGACUGUAAUUUAUGCACUGCCAUAAAUGCUUAAUUCUUUAAAUUAUUUUUGGCUUUUUUCUAUCCGGUUUAUCAAUUAUUUUUAUGUAAUGCCUCCUCCUAUCUUUGGUCUCCUCUGGGGAGCAACUAGGCACCAGACCGCUGGCAAAAAUAACUUUUUUUCCUAAGAUCAUAAGACAUAGGAGUGGAAGUAAGGCCAUUCGGCCCAUCAAGUUUACUCCACCAUUUAAAUCAUGCCUGAUGGGCAUUUCAACUCCACUUCCCUGCACUCUCCCCGUAGCCCUUGAUUCCUUGUGAGAUCAAGAAUUUGCCAAUGGAUGCCUUCAAGGCAGAGAAUGUCCCAGCCUCUACUGCGCUCCGUGGCAAUGAAUUCCACAAGCCCACCACUCUCUGGCUGAAGAAAUGUCGUCUCAUUUCUGUUUUAAAUUUACAUCCUCUAAUUUUAAGGCUGUGCCCACGGGUCCUAGUCUCCCCACCUAACGGAAACAACUUCCUAGCGUCCACCCCUUCUAAACCAUACAUUAUCUUGUACGUUUCUAUUAGAUCUCCCCUCAACCUUCUAAACUCUAAUGAGUACAGUCCCAGGAUCCUUAGCCGUUCAUCGUACGUUAAACCUACCAUUCCAGGGAUCAUCCGUGUGAAUCUCUGCUGGACACGCUCCAGGGCUAGUAUGUCCUUCCUGAGGUGUGGGGCCCAAAAUUGGACACAGUAUUCUAAAUGGGGCCUAACUAGAGCUUUAUAAAGCCUCAGAAGCACAUCGCUGCUUUUAUAUUCUAACCCUCUUGAGAUAAUGACAACAUUACAUUUGCUUUCUUAAUUACGGAUUCUAUCUGCAAGUUAACCUUUAAAGAAUCCUGGACCAGCCUAUGAUCAUGUUGUUCGCAUAUCUUGCUUUCACCUUUUUACUUUACAUACCUUUGCUGAAGUGCAUGUUCUCUGCUGAGCCAAGUAACUAGUGCUAUCCAGAGGAAGAAGUUGUUUUGAGGUUUAUUACACAUGGGAUUUGGUAUUGCACCUGGCCAUUUUUAUUGUGUGAAUUGGAUGGUGGGUGCUGGCAUCCUAUCUGAUUGGAGAUUGGAAAGGAAGGAGAACCCAGUCAAACCUAAUUCUUUCCUUUGAUGACCUCCAAAUGUGUUCGCUUUCCAACACACAUCACCAACCACCAAGCAGCGUCUAAGCUAUGAUCAGGAAUGCACUCCCUGAAAAGGCAAUGGGAAUGGAUUCAAUAGUAACUUGUAAAGGGAAUUUAGAUAAACAUUCGCAAAAGGAAAAUUUGCAGGGCUGAGGAAAGAGAGGAAUGGAGCUAAUUGGGCGAACAAGGGGGAUAAUGGCCUCCAUCAAGGCAGCAUCAUUCUGAUCUGGGAUUGCUCUUCUGUUGCCAGACAAUUAGCCAGCCAGAAGUAGCAAUUUAAAUCUGUGCUGCCUGGCCCCGAGACUCAGUUCCAGGUUGGAAGGAGUCAUUUCUUACCGUGCCAUUAAUAAAACUCUGCCAAAUUUAGUUUUUUUUUAAAAAAAAAUCUUGAUGCUCACUGUAGACAAUUUGGCUUCAACUUCAAGUUUUUCAAAAAAGUUCAAUGAUUGUACAUUUUAUAAUGAGCAGGUGUUGCCACUGCAUUCCUACAGGCCUUAUGUUGUAAAUACUUUGUCCAGGAACAUUCAUCCAUUACUCAAUUAUUUAGUUAGUAAAUUUGUAAAAGCUUUCAGUGCUGUAGAAAUGAGUGUCCAAACCGUAAAGCAGAGGCUGGUUUUCCUGAAUACAGUAACAAGUUGAAGGAAAGAUCUCCAAACCUGAAUCAACUUGCAAAUUUUGGGCGGUUUGCACCCCUGUGGUCAGUUUUUACAGUUCAGUAAUGGUUUGAACCUCAUUGAGUUUUAUCACUUGUAGUAUCAGCCUCUUUCAUCUGCAGUAAUUGCUAGUUUUCCUUUUGUAGGAGCCCCAGGGCAACAUUGGUUUCAGUAUUGCCGUGGGAAACGUCUGGCCAAUUGCUGAAGGCAGGACUGGAAGUGCCUCUGAAAGGAGGCAGGAAUUAGAACAUGAGAUAAAUUAAAGGGAGUGGAUUA